Molecule: messenger RNA, 1562 nt
Organism: Ambispora leptoticha
Lineage: Eukaryota; Fungi; Glomeromycota; Glomeromycetes; Archaeosporales; Ambisporaceae
Source: the annotation of a GenBank genome assembly
CGUUUAGAGAAGAUGAGAAGAUGGCAAAUAUUUCGAAAUUUGAGUUAUUACCCACGGAAAUACGACUAGAAAUAUUUAAAAAUCUGAAUCACGGGUCUUUAUUCAGCUGCUUGCUUGUGGAACGACGGUUGUGUCAUGAAAUUGUACCAAUUCUAUGGGAAAACCCGUUCCGAAAUGACAAAAGAAAACAAAUAGAUUUCUUCAACCAAUCAAUAAAAGUAGUCGAUAUAUAUGUAAGGAGCUUCUCACAAGAGACAUGGAAACUUCUUAAUGCCAAUGGAAUUAAUCGACCAUCAAUAACUCUAUCAUCAACUUUCAACUAUGCGUCAUUUUUGCGCUGCUAUGAUGCAGAACGAGUUUCUAGGGCAGCUGAUGAAUGGCUUAAUCUAAGUGAUCCAGUGAUUCGUACUCAGGAAGAAAAAACCAAAUCCAGAAUUUUAAAAAAAUCUUUGUGUCAACUUUUUGAAACUGAAAUGACGUCAAUAAAGUCUUUGAAUUGUGUUUUAGAAAUGGAUGAUGGGAUUAAAUUUCUAAAAAAGUUAACAUUAAAAACUCUCAGUGAAUUAAAAAUAACUAAAAUUAGAAGAGAGCAAAAUCUGCAAAAUCUAUUUGAAUAUUUGACCGAAGUUACCCAUUUAAUUCGUGGAAUUUCGAUCGGUUUCAUUGAUGAUGAUUGGAAUGACGAUUUGAGCACACCUGAAACAAGUGCUGUUACGGAAGAACUAACGAAUACUGCCCAAGGAAUCAAUGAUUUAAUAGAAGUACAAAGCAAAUUAGCGUGGCUUAAGCUAUGCUCUUUACCUAAAGUAGUCUGUGAAACGAUCAAUUUUUCCAAUUCAUUACAAGCAAUCUUUUUUUGUAAUAUUGAUUUCAAUAGGUACGAAUCUAGAAAUCUUAUUCACAGAAUAUCUUCUUGCGAAAAUCUUCGCGGUCUUGAAUUUUAUAGGUGCAGGAAAUUAGAACAACAGUCUUUGAUUGAAGCAGCUCAAUUUUUAAAAAGACUCGAAUAUUUAUCAAUCUGUCUUCGAUGUAACGAGGAGUUUCCACGGAAGUUUAUAAUACAAGUUAUCCAAGCUAGUGGUCAUAAUUUUCAAUAUCUAAAUCUUUACCCGCAAUAUUAUACGCCAGUCGAUAUACAAAUGGCAAAGAAUCUCGUUCGGACAAUUAUUUCUAACUCUCCCAAUAUUCGGGGAGUUAAUCUGCCGACGUUUGAUGCAUCAAUCUUUAUCCCAUUGCUAAAGUCGUCUAAGUGGCUUGAGCAUCUUGGUUGUGGCUCAAAAUCGUUGAUUGAAGCAUUCGGUAUUCUGAAUGAGAGACUCCCACCCACAUUAUAUUCACUUCUUGUUGACACUAGUAGGUUGGGUUUUUCUGACGAAGUUUUACAUCAGUUUCUGGCGUCGAAUCAUCGUCGUUUGAAGCAUCUGAUUGCUAGAGGAAUAUAUGAUUCUCAUGUGAAAUUGGCGAAACAAUAUGCAGUGAAAUUAAAUAAUUUGUCAACUUUGAAUUUUUCGGAAUAUGCGAUUUAUGAAGGAAUUUACCCAAACUACUUUAAUAAAUGGUGA